GCAGGCGGUUCUCACAGCACGGAGGCACUCAUCAGUCAUCACUAGUACUUCACUAGUUAGCUAGCAAUAUUCCUACUCGCUAAGUAGUGGAGAACUGGAGAUCGACAUGAGCCAGGGGCAGCCGAGGAGGCGGCAGGGCGAAGAGGGCAUGCACGCGCAGGACAAGCCCGUCAAGUUCGGCGACGUGCUCGACGUCUCAGGCGAGCUGGCCGACCAGCCCGUGGCUCCCAGGGACGCCGCGCGGCUGCAGGCCGCGGAGCAGUCCGUGCUCGGCGGGACGCAGAAGGGCGGGCCCGCCGCCGUCCUGCAGUCCGCCGCGACGGUCAACGCGCGAGCGGGCCACGUAGGCAGGGCUCAGACCGCGUGCCCCGUCGCCGACGCGGGCGCCACCGUCACCGAGACCGAGCUCGCGGGCCGCCGCGUCGUCACCGAGUCCGUCGGCGGGCAGGUGGUGGGGAAGAUGGUGAGCCCGGCGCCGGUGGCGAUGACGGACCCGCCGGGCGCGCUGGAGAAGGACGCCGUCACGAUCGGCCGCGCGCUGGAGGCUGUGGGCGCGAUGGUCGGUGACAGGCCGGUCGAGCAGAGCGACGCGGCGGCCGUCCAGGUCGCGGAGCUGUGCGCCACGGGGUCCGACUCCACCGUCCCCGGAGGCCUGGCCGCGGCGGCGCAGUCGGCGGCCGACCAGAACGCCCGCGCCACGCGCGACGAGGACAAGGUCAAGCUCCGGAACGUCCUCUCGAACGCGAGGGAGAAGCUGCCGGCGGACAAGGGGGCGACGCGGGAGGACGCCGAGAGGGUGGUGUCCGCCGAGAUACGGAACAAGCUGGACAUGGCGACCACGCCGGGCGGCGUGGCGGACGCGGUGACUACAGCGGCCCGGCUCAACCAGGAGCGCCCGAGGCCAUAGGUCGUCGUGGCCUUUAUAUCCCAUGUGGAACAGUGGAAGCGUGCGAUCAGAAGCCUGCGCGCGGAUGAGCGUGCUUAAUAGCACAGUAGCGCGUGCCGUUUUUUUUUUGGACUUACUAAGAAAACUACGUACGCUUGUAAAAAUGCGCGAACGACACCGUGUCCGCAGUGUAUAUAGCAAUAAAAUCGUUGCGCGUGAAGUUC
This is a messenger RNA of Zea mays, 1110 nucleotides long. Its product is annotated as late embryogenesis abundant protein D-34. NCBI's taxonomy places the organism in Eukaryota, Viridiplantae, Streptophyta, Magnoliopsida, Poales, Poaceae. The record is from RefSeq and is marked provisional.